GUGCGGCGCUGUGAUACACGCAUCGCAUGCCUCCCUCUCCCCCCUCAGCCCAGGCUCUGCUCUUCAGGCUGCAAUUAGGAGAGGAGAGGGACUAUAACAGGAAACGUGACCAGGGGAACUGGGCUGAUCUCUGUGGCCACUGUGCUGGCCUGGAAGUUCUUAGUGCUCCCCUCUGAGAAGAGAAUCUGACAGGUCCACAGCCAACAGCUAACAUUACUAAUGCUCUUUCACCCAGGAUCUACCUGUGACUUAUACCUGUCUCAUACGCAUUGGACGAGCUAAAAAGCAGGAGUUCAGAAAAUAAUUAAUCUCUGAUGAUGAGACAGUCUGCAUGGAGGCAGAUGACGGCACCAGAGCUGUGGAUGGGUCUCUUUGCCUUGGCCCUGACCCUCAGUCUAACCAUGGCUGAACAUAUGGAUCAGAGGCCAGCACUCCAAACCAGCCCAGUUCUCCACAGGCACAAGAGAGAGUGGUUGUGGAACAACCUUUACGUGGAGGAGGAAAGGCCAACCUACUUCCAAUACUAUCUUGGAAAGUUAAAGUCAACGAAGUCUGGUGACAGGACACACUAUGUCAUUGAGGGAGAAGGUGCCAACACAAUCUUCAAAGUGGAUGAAAAAGGAGACAUCUUUGUCACUGAACGAUUGGAUCGAGAGGUGAAAAGCAAAUACCAUCUAAGUGCAAAGCUGGUUGAUGCCAGCAACAAAUUGGUGGAGAAAGUGGAAGACUUUGUGAUCCUGGUUACUGACAUCAAUGACAAUGAUCCAGUGUUUACUAAAUCGUUCAACGCUUCUAUCAAAGAGAGAUCCAAAAGAGGAACUAAAGUGAUAGAAGUCACUGCCACUGAUGCAGAUGAUCCAACGACUGCAAAUGGAGAACUUGAUUACAAAUUAUUAGAGGGGGGAGAUUUCUUCAAUAUAGACAGCACAACGGGGAUUAUCACCACCAAAUAUGAGAACCUGGACCGUGAGACCCAGAGUAGCUAUGUGGUUGUGGUUCAAGCCCAGGAUCUGAGAGGAAUUAAACAAGGGGGCACCGCCACCACCUCUGUCAGCAUCGCAGUCAGCGACAUCAAUGAUAACAUAGCCACAUUUACCAAAAGUUCCUAUGUAUUUAGAGUGAAAGAGGACAUGAAGCGGGGACAGAGAAUAGACACCAUGGUCCUGGAGGACAGAGAUGAGAUCCAGAAUAAAGACCCCAUCUUCACCAUAGCACCUUCAUCUGACAUUUUUGAAAUGGAGCGCAGUCAGAUCAAAGACGGCAACCUCAUGCUGAAAAAGGGACUGGAUUAUGAAACCAAGAGCAGCUACACAUUCUUUGUGCACGUGAGGGAGAACCACUUGCAGUCCCCUGCGGAUAAUAAGGACAAUCCUUUGAUCAAGGCCCAGGUGACCAUCCAGGUGCUAGAUGUUGAUGAGCAGCCAGAAUUCAGCAAGAGCAUCUACAACUUUAAUGUCAUAGAGGAAAUGAUGGUCAAUAAUAUUGGAGUCGUUUCAGCCAGAGAUCCUGAUCAAGCCAACAAGGCCAUACGGUAUUCCAUUGAGGACAAGGACAGUCCCAUUGGUAUCAACCCCAUAACUGGACAACUUUUCACAGUGAGGAAGCUGGAUCGGGAGUUAGUAGCCAAUCACAUGUUCCAGGUUAAAGCUAAGGAGGAACCAAAUGGACUGGAAUCUUUUGUGAACGUCAACAUACUGGUCAUUGAUAUUAAUGACAACAAACCAGAGCUGUCCAUUGAAGAGAUAUUUGUUUGUGAAAAUGAUAUGGCUGGAACGGUGAUUGGGACCAUAAGUGCCACAGACAAAGAUGAUCAUUUGCCCGCAUUCAGCUUCACGUUGGUGAAGCCGAACGGCAACUUUUCAGUCAUCGAUAACAACGACAACACAUCUAACAUAGUGCUGAAACAUGGAGGCUUCAGCCUGGAGGACUCCAGGGAUUAUGUAAUAGAAAUUGGGAUCAGCGAUGGAGGCAGGCCUCCCAUGAGCAGCAUCACCUCUCUGCCUAUCAAAGUGUGCAGGUGUGACAACAAGAGGAUCCACACCCAGUGCAAAGCAGCCCAACUCAAAAUGGGUGUCAGUGUCCACGCCCUUAUUGUUAUACUGGUGUGCAUCCUCACUAUUCUGGUCAUAGUGAUCCUGAUCGCUAUGAGAAAACGUCACCAGAAGGAUGCCCUGGUCACUCUGGGUAAGAGUGAGAUCCACGAGCAGCUAGUGACGUACGACGAGGAGGGCGGUGGGGAGAUGGACACCAACGGCUACGACGUGUCCAUCCUGACUUCAGCUCGGAAUGACGGCAGCAUGAGCAUGAGGCAGGGCCCCAGCCUUUACGCCAUGGUGAAGAAACCGCCAACCGCGUGCAAGGGAGACAUGGCCGUGAUGAUCGAGGUGAAGAAAGACGAGGCUGACCAUGACAGGGAUGAGAUCCCCUACGAUACCCUGCACAUCUAUGGCUACGAGGGGCCAGAGUCCCUGGCUGGUAGCCUCAGUUCCCUGGAUAGUUCCUCCACUGGCUCUAACCUUGACUAUGACUUCUUAAACGACUGGGGCCCUCGCUUCAGAACCCUGGCUGAGCUCUACGGGGUGGAUGGGUCUGAGGGAAGUGACUCCCCGUAUUGAGCACACUGAGCCUAAAGACCAGCAGGCAGGAUGUCUCUCAGCUCUCUCAGCUCUUCCUUUGACUAAAAGCACAUCGGGAUUAACUUCUUCCACUAAUCCGUCCAAUCAUAGCACACUAUGAUAGGGUCCACUCAAGCGUGUGCCAAUUUUAAGUAAUUCUCUCUUCUUCUCAUUCUUUUUCCUCUUCUUCUACCUCUUGUUCCUCCUACUCUUACUUCUCCUUUUUCCACUCUUUUCCCUUGUUAUUAUUAUUAUUCUAUUAUUAUUUUAAAGAAAUAGUGCUUUUAUUUCCUUUUCUUUCAUUUUAUUUGUUUCUGUCACGUGCAUAUGACGACAAAGGGAAAUAGAUUUGGUGUAAAGAAAACCGUUAACAUUCCACAACUGUGCUUCAUUUAUUUGUUUUACAUUUAUUUGAGGUUUCAGAGGAGAUUAAGAAAAUGUUUGAUUUUUUGUCCGAUUACUCUUACAGAAAUCUGUAUUCCUUCAUUUUGAUUGAUUGUGUUUUUUUAUGGUUGACUAAACCAACUGUAGCUAUGUAGAGAGGGUGGGUCAUUCAGUGAGUCACAGUGGCAGUUGUCUUUCAGACAGAAUUACCCUUCUCACCAAGAGCUACUAUUGUCCAGGGAGCCCGGCAGGAAACAAUGAUAACAGAAGCUCUGAAAUAAUUAAAGUCUUUCCCCGUGUAUUUGACAGGACUCAUCCAACACAUCAAUUGUUGUGGAUAAAGUCCAAGUCUCUGAGGUCCACUGUAACAAAAGUAUUACAACCAACUCAGGAAAUGUGAAGUAGCUCAAUAGUCCUUUGGAUGACCACAAAGUUAUCUGAAUAACUUUAACCUUUCAUCCUAGAGCUACUGCUUCAACAUUCCGCUUCAACAUACUGCUUCAACAUACUGCUUCAAUAUUCUUCUUCAACAACUGCUUCAACAUACUGCUUCAACAUAUUGCUUCAACAUACUGCUUCAACAUACUGCUUCAACAUACUGCUUCAACAUAUUGCUUCAACAUACUGCUUCAACAUACUGCUUCAACAUACUGCUUCAACAUACUGCUUCAAUAUUCUUCUUCAACAACUGCUUCAACAUACUGCUUCAACAUAUUGCUUCAACAUACUGCUUCAACAUACUGCUUCAAUAUUCUUCUUCAACAACUGCUUCAACAUAUUGCUUCAACAUAUUGCUUCAACAUAUUGCUUCAACAUACUGCUUCAACAUACUGCUUCAACAUAUUUCUUCAACAUACUGCUUCAACAUACUGCUUCAACAUAUUGCUUCAACAUACUGCUUCAACACAUUGCUUCAACAUACUGCUUCAACAUACUGCUUCAAUAUUCUUCUUCAACAUAUUGCUUCAACAUACUACUUCAACAUACUGCUUCAAUAUUCUUCUUUAACAUACUUCUUCAACAUACUGCUUCAACAUACUGCUUUAACAUACUGCUUCAAUAUUCUACUUCAACAUAGUGCUUCUGCUCCAUUUGCUGAAACAGCUUAAAAUAAUGAGGGCAAUCUACACAAGAUCAAGUUUAUCAUUAUCAUUAAGUUUAUAUAUUGUCCUUCUUGACUGAAGACAUAGCAAAAAGAGAGCAAAGGUUUACCCCUGCUUUCAUUAUAUUCCAUUUGAUUUAGAAUGUGGACUGUUUGUUGUAUACUGAAGCUUUGCCUACAUGGGACCACUUCUCAUAAACCAUGGAUACAAUAUGUGGAAGCCAUCUUACCACUUCCCUGUCUGGAUCAUAUACAUGGAGAGCUGGACCCCCAUCCUUUUUAAACACCAGAGUCCGCCCCUACACAUUACCCAAACAAAACACUGGAAUCUGCUUCCUGCACAUAUGUGUGUGAGGAAGCACUCUUCCUGUCCCGUUAUCUUUUAAAGUAAAGCAACACAUUGCGUCCCGUUUUCCUGUUUUCCUGCCUGGGAAAAACCUCUGGAGAGGGCAAAAUAGAUAUAGAACAAUGUAAGAGCCAUGAUGGCUUUAACAACAAGCAACAUUUAAUUUCUGUGUUGACCAUCUACCAAAGAUCAGUAUGGUGAAACCUCGGCAUACAAUAGAUGCCACUGGUAAACUGUGCUGUAAUGUUGUGUCUCUAGUACUCCAUUUCUAUAUAACAUACCUGAUCUACUUCGUUCCGUGCUAUUAAUGAUCAUUGUAUGCGCACAACUCUAUUCUAUUUCACAAGCUCUUACUGUUAGUGGUGCUCUUCUGUAAACCUUACGGCAAUAAGUAACUUGGCAAUACGGGAUCCAUGUUAUCGAGAUUGUGAGUACUGGAAAUAUAGUUGUCUACACUGUAUAUAGAAACGUGCCUGAAUAUUGAUACUGGCCUCACUUCCUUUUGCGUUUUUUCAAAAUUAUUUUACUUGACAUUGGUCUUUGUCUGCUGAGUGUAAGUGUAAAAUAUGUCGUUUUUUUUUUUACACUUGUAGUUUAAUUGAUGUGUAAUUGUGCAUUGAUUGAUGCUGUAUGUGUGUGUGAGUCUACCUGUGUAAAUACACUUCAGUGGGUGUCAGUAUUGGGCACCAAAAGAAGAAGAGAAAACAUUCAAAUGCAUUCCUUUUGUAUGCAGCUAGGUCAUUCUGUAGGAGAGCAAUAUGUGCCUUGGAUUAUGAUCAUUCUCUCGAUGGUGAACACAAUAUUUUCUAUGGUUUGUAUCGUGUAAAACAACAACUUUUUAUUUAGUACCAAUUUUGUAUGUGUAAAAUAAACGUAGCACUCAAAAGUCCAAAAA
Molecule: messenger RNA, 5342 nt
Organism: Oncorhynchus nerka (sockeye salmon)
Lineage: Eukaryota; Metazoa; Chordata; Actinopteri; Salmoniformes; Salmonidae
Product: cadherin-5-like
Exons: 12
Coding region: 315-2615 (766 amino acids)
Biological process (GO): regulation of establishment of cell polarity; adherens junction organization; homophilic cell-cell adhesion
Cellular component (GO): adherens junction; bicellular tight junction; plasma membrane
Molecular function (GO): cadherin binding; calcium ion binding
Source: RefSeq, a predicted model, not a curated record